CAUCACCUGAGGAACGCUGAGCUGCACACCUGCGCUGCACGCUUGUGGCAAGAGGCUUUGCUGCCAAAGGAGUGGCAGUCAUGGCUCAUACGUUGAGCUGGUCUGUGUUGUGUUUUGUUUUGCUGAGCGUUUGGGCUCAGGAUUUCUAUGAGGAAAAAACUGGACCAACAAGAGUUAAGACUAGAGGACAGACGGCAGCCGUUCUGCAGAAACACAACGGUCAAGCCAUCUUGGACGAGGACUGUGUUCUAGAGUUGGCCUUCCUGCUGGACAGCUCUGAGACGGCCAAGGACAACCACCAGCAGGAGAAACAGUUCACUAUGGACAUUAUAGAAGGCCUCCAGAGCAUCCGCUUGGACACAGCUCGCAAACUCAGCUGGAGAGCGGCCCUGCUUCAGUACAGCAGCCACGUCAUUAUCGAGCAGACCCUCCAACAGUGGAAAGGCUCGGAGAACUUCAAGAGCAGCAUCGCGCCGAUGGCCUACAUCGGCCACGGCACUUACACCACCUAUGCCAUCACCAACAUGACCAAGAUAUUUCUGGAAGAAUCGAGCCCUGAAAGCAUCAAGAUCGCCCUGCUCCUCACAGAUGGGACUUUUCAUCCCAGAAACCCUGAUAUCUUCUCUGCUAUGGCUGACGCAAAGAACCAGGGCGUGAAGGUCUUCACGAUUGGCAUCACCCGUAGUGCCAAUGAACCUGCCAACACAGCAAACCUGAGACUGCUGGCCAGUACGCCGGCCACCAAAUUCCUCUAUAAUCUACAGGACACGAACGUCAUGGAAAAAGUCAUAAUUCAGAUUGCUCAGCUGGCAAACGAUGGGGGGAAACCAGGCUACAAAGGAGAGAAGGGUGAAAGAGGAGAAUGUGGCACUCCAGGAAUCAAAGGAGACCGAGGUCCUGAAGGUCCAGUUGGUACUCAAGGGUCCAGAGGUCUGCAGGGUUUACCAGGACCACAGGGUGACAUCGGACCAGAAGGCCCACAGGCAAAGAAGGGUGAGCGCGGCCCUGCUGGCCCACCUGGAAUUCAGGGUGACAGUGGAAUUGGACUUCCUGGACCAAAGGGAGAUAUGGGAUUUCAGGGCAGACCAGGUCCUCCGGGUCCGCAUGGCAUAGGCGAGCCAGGUCUGCCUGGGCCUCAAGGGCCACAGGGGGUUCUAGGAGAGAAAGGACCACCAGGAGAGGGCUUUCCAGGUCAAAAGGGGGACCGGGGUCUGGAGGGGCCGAAGGGACCAAGAGGACAGCCGGGCACUGGAAUCAAAGGCGAUAAGGGUGAGCUUGGGCCUCCAGGUUUACCAGGACCGAUCGGACUCCCAGGGCUUGGCAUUCAGGGAGAAAAGGGUGUUGAGGGUCCGAGAGGGCCUCCAGGAGGAAGAGGACCACCAGGAGAGGGUUUCCCUGGUCCCAAGGGAGAAUAUGGUUUACCAGGAGAGAUGGGAACCCCGGGAGAGAGAGGGCAGGGCGAACCUGGAACAAAGGGUGAACCUGGUGCAUAUGGACUGGCUGGUGUACCUGGACUUCCUGGGGAGGAUGGAGCUCCAGGACAAAAGGGUGAGUCUGGGGCGGCAGGUUUGAGGGGACCUGAGGGGGCUCCAGGAAUUGGCACUCAAGGAGAGAAGGGAGAUCAAGGCCAACGUGGCAUUAGAGGGUUGCCAGGUCCUCUUGGCAUAAGUGGCCCAUCGGGACCAAAGGGAGAGCCAGGUACGCCAGGAAGGCUGGGCAUGCCGGGAUUACCUGGACGAGCUCUUGCAGGAGCAAAGGGUGAUGUGGGUGCCGCUGGUCCUCCCGGACCGAUUGGAGAGACUGGUUACGGUUUGCCUGGUCCAAAGGGUGAUCGAGGUAACCCAGGACCGCCCGGACCAUUUGGACCUAAAGGUGAAGGAUUUCCUGGUCCAGUGGGUCUGUCUGGUUUACCAGGACCACCAGGUGAGCCCGGCCCUGAAGGCAUUGGUGUUCCUGGACCAAAGGGAGACGUUGGAUUCAGGGGUUUGCCUGGUUUGCCAGGACCACCUGGUGAAGGACUGCAGGGACCACUGGGCAACAUGGGAAGACCAGGUCCUCCAGGACCACAAGGACCCCCAGGGGAAGGCAUUCAGGGACACAAAGGAGACGUUGGAUUCAGGGGUUUGCCUGGUUUGCCAGGACCACCUGGUGAAGGACUGCAGGGACCACUGGUAAGAUUGAUAUUCAUGUCAUCUGAUAUAAACUCUCCCGGGAAUCUCUCUGACUACAGUAAUGAGACUGUGAUACUGAACGCCCCACACGUCCAGAACAAGAGCUCUGAACAGCAUGCACAGGGAGGCAACAUGGGAAGACCAGGUCCUCCAGGACCACAAGGACCCCCAGGGGAAGGCAUUCAGGGACACAAAAGAGAAGACAUAAUCAAGCUGAUUAAGGAGAUUUGUGGAUGUGGUAUUAAGUGCAAGGAAAGGCCCAUGGAGCUGGUGUUUGUGAUUGACAGCUCUGAAAGCGUGGGCCCGGAAAACUUUGAGAUCAUCAAGGACUUCGUCACAGCUUUAGUGGACCGCGUCACAGUGGGUCGUAAUGCCACGAGAAUCGGUCUGAUUCUUUACAGCUUGGACGUUCAUCUGGAGUUUAACCUGGCCAGGUAUAUGACCAAGCAGGAUGUCAAGAAGGCGAUUAGGAACAUGCCUUACAUGGGAGAGGGCACCUACACUGGCACUGCCAUCCGCAAAGCCACACAAGAAGCCUUUUACAGCGCCAGGAACGGUGUCAGAAAAGUAGCCAUUGUCAUUACGGAUGGACAGACGGACAAGAGAGAACCUGUUAAGCUGGAUAUGGCAGUACGCGAGGCUCAAGUGGCGAACAUUGAGAUGUAUGCGCUGGGAAUCGUGAACAGCUCUGACCCAACACAGGCUGAGUUCCUGAGGGAGCUCAACCUCAUCGCUUCUGACCCUGACAGUGAACAUAUGUUCCUCAUUGAUGACUACAACACACUGCCAGCUCUGGAGUCUAAGCUGGUCAGCCAGUUCUGUGAGGAUGAGAACGGGGCCCUUUACUUCAACCGGAUUACCAACGGCUUCAACGGAUACGGCUACGGUAACGGCCAAGAGGAUGUUUCUUCAUACAGGAAUAAUGUUUACGGGAACAGAUUUCAGGAGAUUUCACUGGACAGAUCUCAGACUCACUCUAGAGGCAGAGGACACAGCAUACCUCUUCCCAUCAACCCCGGUCCUCUCAAAGCACAGGUGGAGAAUGACUAUGAAGGCGAGGAUCUAGACAUUAAGACACAAACUCAAAGUGGAAGCACUAUUGCUGUUGUCAAUAAGACUGUCCAACCUGUACAGCCAGGAACAUCAUCAUCAUCUUCAUCCUCUUCAUCAUCAUCAGUAUCAACACAUUCUACUUCAGUGAAUGUGAAUGCAAAGCCUCGUCCUGUAGUGAUAAAAGAAUCGGCUCCUCUGGGUCCUCGGUGUUUGCUCAGUCUGAGUCAGGGCUCCUGUAGAGACUACGUAAUUCGCUGGUACUACGACAAACAGGCAAACGCUUGUGCUCAAUUCUGGUACGGAGGCUGUCAGGGAAACGAGAACCGCUUCCAGACAGAAGAAGAAUGCAAGAAGACGUGUGUCCUCACCGCCAGAGCAGGCUAAACGGGAUGAAGAUCUACAUCGGUCAUUCUACAAUGAACCCCAAUAAAUAAACUUUAUGCUGGUGAUGGUGUACCCCAAUGACAGAUGCCUACAGCAUUCAACAGUUCUUAUAAUAUCAUAAAAAUGUUCCCUAUCUUUAAGCUCAGGAUCUGGAGAAAAUGUUUAUUAUGCCGCAAAUAAGUCAAAAGAUUUUCAUAAACAACUACCUGCUAAAGUGAAACACAGGUGUUAUUAUGAAGCUUCAAAGGCCAUUUAUUCAAAUGCACAACUCACAUUUCUUAUAUUUCUUGGUAUCCACUGAGAAUCUGUGCACUGCUCUGACAGUUGUGACAUGCAGAAAUAUUAUCCACUGGGAAUUGAUUGUAUAUAUGUUUUGUUUUAUUUAAAAUGUAUAUACAAUUUGUGACUUGAGUAAAGCCACAGGCAAAUUUAGUAGACUGAAACGUCAUAAAUUAUGUCUUAGGGGUUUUAUGGGGAUAUUAUCAUUUUGUAGGGAAUAAAACAAAUAAACAAACGAAUCAAAUAGUUAAGUCACUAAGUCCUAAUAAUUUAAAUGCAAUUAUGAUUUUCAAAAAUAUUUUGUAUAUAUUCUUUUUUCAUGUGUCACAGUAGGUUUAUAAUAAUAUUCAGACAAAAUAGAAUCCUGAAUUUUUUAUUCAAAACAAUGUUUGCCUUUUUUAAUGAA
Molecule: messenger RNA, 4293 nt
Organism: Sinocyclocheilus anshuiensis
Lineage: Eukaryota; Metazoa; Chordata; Actinopteri; Cypriniformes; Cyprinidae
Gene: col28a2a
Product: collagen, type XXVIII, alpha 2a
Exons: 33
Coding region: 81-3608 (1175 amino acids)
Molecular function (GO): serine-type endopeptidase inhibitor activity
Source: RefSeq, a predicted model, not a curated record